Messenger RNA from Capsella rubella, 1447 nucleotides. Its product is annotated as RING-H2 finger protein ATL5. The transcript has a single exon. NCBI's taxonomy places the organism in Eukaryota, Viridiplantae, Streptophyta, Magnoliopsida, Brassicales, Brassicaceae. Gene Ontology annotation, biological process: protein ubiquitination. The record is from RefSeq and is a predicted model, not a curated record. The coding region runs from base 256 to 957 and encodes 233 amino acids.
AUUUUUAAAAUAAAAUAAAAAAGCAAAGAAGACCCAAUAAUUCUUUUAGUAUAGGUUUUGGUUGUUGUCUAUAAAUAAAGAAGAUUCAAACACACAGAAACAUCAUCAAAGCACAUUGGAAACUUCUCAACACUCUCUCUCUCUCUCGUCUUCUUCGUUUCACCCACUCACUUCAUUCAUUCAUUCUCUCUCUCUCUCUCUCUCUCUCUCUCUCUCUCUCUUUACUUCUCCCUCUUUUAUCUCUUCUCUAAAACAAUGGGAAACGUGUUUGACAGUAGCAAGACGAUAUGGGGAAGCAUGAACCACGGAUCGUCACGUUACGCUCUUAACGGCAAAAUCAUGCUUGCUUCCGUAAUCAUCCUCUUCGUCGCCGUCAUUUUAAUCCUCUGUUUCCACAGCUACGCCAGAUGGUUAUUCCGCCGUCAAAACCGCCGUAUUCGCCGCCGCAUCAGUGCUCACCUCCGAUCACUCUCCGCCGCUCGAGACCCCACCCAAUCCUCCUCAUCCCUCUCUCCUCUCGAUCCCACGGUGCUCGAGAAGAUCCCUAUCUUCGUCUACUCCGUCAAAACCCACGAAUCUCCACUUGAAGAGUGCUCUGUUUGCUUGUCGGAGUUCGAAGAGGACGACGAAGGACGUGUCCUUCCCAAAUGCGGCCACGUCUUCCAUGUUGACUGUAUCGACACGUGGUUCCGGUCCAGAUCCAGUUGUCCGCUUUGUAGAGCUCCGGUUCAACCCGCACAGCCGGUUUCCGAAUCCGAACCGGUUCCUGCCGUGUUUCCAUCCGCUAAGCCAAUUGAGGAUACCGAAGCCGGAAGUUCGUCCUCAUCGGACGAAUCCGAAUCAUCGACGCCGUCCUCAUCCUCCGGUUCGCCGGUGAGGUUUCCGAUGGAAGCUUGUGAGAGAGCACCACCAAUAGAUUUAGUCGGUAUAAUUGUGGAGAUUCCCAGAGAAAUCUAGGAUUCUAAUUCGGGUAUACCCGGAGAAAACGGGUCGAAUAACCGGGCUUCAUUGAAAAGGCUAUGGAGAGAGUAUUUGAUCACUUCCUCUCUUCUUACAAAAUUGGACAGUGAUUGAAUCCGACCCGGUGUUCUGGGGGCGGGGGCGGGCAGAAUCGUAUUACUGGCAUGGAAGACGACACGUGGCGUAUUGGAGAUCCACGUGGCUAUCUUCGGGGACGUUUGCUUUACAGGGAGACGGUGUUUGGAAAAGAAAAAAAAAUGAACGGCAGUGACGUAUAAAGUAACGGAGCCGUUUGAUCAAUGUAUAUACGAGAUGGUGUCGUUUUAAGUAGAGAGAAGCAAAUCGCUAAGCGAAUUGCCCUCUCCCCCACAAAAAACUAUUCUCUUUGUUUUUUCUUCUCUCCUUCUCUAAAAAAAUGGUUGAUCAGAGAAAUGUAACUAAAAUAAGUGAUGCAAGUAAUCAACAAAGUCAUUUGAUCGACACUUUA